GAAACACCGGGUCACCUGAUGUUAUUAUUAUACUAUUACCUCCCCGCGCUCAUUAACCAACACGUACACCUCACACCCUCAGGCUCCUCUCACACAGCUGCAUUAAUAAAAUCACUUUGUUUCAUAUUAAACUGAUUAAAGUGCAGGUUGAACUCAGGCGCGCCCCCGCGACCCGUCAGCUGGACGCCGGGCUGUGACUGAAGGAUCAAGGCCUCCAGACGCCAACCCGCCCCUCCACCCCCCCAUCGACCUCUCCCUCCCGUGUUCAGACCGGCGUGAGAAUCCGUCUGGGACACAUCAGCCCGUGACCCGGACCUGAUCGCCUCCCAGCCAACCAUCCAUACAUCCAUCGACUGCUGAUCAGCCAACUGUUCUGCACCGUUCCCUCCACGGACUGAGCUCCAUGGACCAAUCAUCAUGAGACUCUGCACCGCCCCCCUCUCCUCGCUCCGCCCCCUUCUACAGUCCCUGCCCCUCCCUCUGCGCCAUCGCUGCUGCCUGUCAACCCUCUUGGCCAAUAGCGGCACAGCGUCACGCAGACACCUCAGCACAGAUGGCCACGCCCCUCAGCCCGUGAUUGGUCAGGACUCGGUGGAGGUGUUGGGCCACUCCUAUCCCCGCGAUGACUUCACCAACGUCACGCCGAGGAUCAUGGCCAAGGUCGGCCGCAACCUCCACAACCAAUCCCAUCAUCCUCUGUGGCUGAUCAAGGAGCGAAUCAAAGCUCACUUCUACAGUUCUUACAUCGGUCGCUGGGGCAACCCGCUCUUCUCCGUCCACGACAACCUGAGCCCCGUGGUUACCGUGGAGCAGAACUUUGACAGCUUGCUGAUCCCGCCCGACCACGCCAGCAGGAAGCGAGGAGACAACUACUACCUGAACAGGAAAACGAUGCUCCGCGCCCACACCUCGGCCCACCAGAGGGAGCUGGUGAGCUCCGGGCUUGACGCCUUCCUAUUGGCCGGAGACGUCUACAGGCGGGACGAGAUCGACGCCAGUCACUACCCCGUCUUCCACCAGAUGGAGGGAGUCCGACUCUUCUCCAACCACGAGCUGUUCUCUGAGGUGCAGCACGGUGAGGAUCUGUCCCUGUUUGAGUCCGGAGGCCGGCGGACGCCUCAGAAACAGGAAGCUCACUCUCUGGAGGCCGUGAAGCUGCUGGAGUUCAACCUGAAGCUCACUCUGACCCGACUCGUCUCCCACCUGUUCGGAGGAGAUCUGGAGGUGCGGUGGGUGGACUGUUACUUCCCCUUCACUCACCCCUCCUUUGAGAUGGAGGUGCGUUUCCAGGGCGACUGGAUGGAGGUGCUGGGCUGUGGAGUGAUGGAGCAGGAGCUGCUGAACUCAGCGGGGGCGGGGAACAAGGCGGGCUGGGCGUUCGGUCUCGGCCUGGAGAGACUGGCCAUGGUUCUCUACGGCAUCCCGGACAUCCGGCUGUUCUGGAGUCAGGACGAACGCUUCCUCAAACAGUUCAGAGUGGAGGACGUCCAGAAACCCGUCUGCUUCCAGGCCCUCAGUAAGUACCCCCCCCUCCACAACGACAUCUCCUUCUGGCUGCCGGAGACCAAAGGAGGCGAGGACGGCUUCACGGAGAACGACUUCUACGAGCUGGUUCGCUCCAUCGCAGGAGACCUGGUGGAGAAGGUCUCACUGGUGGACCAGUUCACACACCCAAAGACCGGUAGGAGGAGUCACUGUUACAGCAUCAUCUACCGUCACAUGGAGCGAACUUUGACCCAGCAGGAGGUCCGACUCGUCCACGAGCAAAUCGAACGCAGCGCCCAGACCGAGCUGGGCGUCCAGGGCAGAUACUGACACACACACACACACACACACACACACACACACACACACACACACACACACACACACACACACACACACACACACAGUUUAUUGAUGUCAGAAUUAACGGCUGAAACGAUGAAAUCUGACUUUAAAUAAACUGAUAUGAUUCUUUCAUUUGAACACAAACAUGUUUGGUUCAGGUUUUUGUUCUUCUAAUAAAUCAGCUUGUAAUUAUAUUUAACGAUUCUAGUAUAUGAUUUAAACAUAACUGUGAGGUGACUAAUGUUUUAAAUACGUGAACGAUAACUUACAGAAGUCGUCAGUUCACAUUUGUUCUAUAAUAUUCCAUAUACGUUAACAGAGUUUGAUCUGAUCUAAAGAAACCGGAUCAGAAACUGAUACAAACAUAAAAACAUAAAACAUUCAACGAACCAAACAUUUAGAAAAGCUUCUUUAUUAUUAUUAAAAAAAGCAAAAUCUUUCUUUAACUGGAGCUGUGUGUGUUUCAGUUUGUAUCUUUGUAUCUUUGUAUCUUUGGAUUUGAACAUUAAAAACGU
Molecule: messenger RNA, 2345 nt
Organism: Anoplopoma fimbria (sablefish)
Lineage: Eukaryota; Metazoa; Chordata; Actinopteri; Perciformes; Anoplopomatidae
Gene: fars2
Product: phenylalanyl-tRNA synthetase 2, mitochondrial
Exons: 11
Coding region: 418-1815 (465 amino acids)
Biological process (GO): phenylalanyl-tRNA aminoacylation
Cellular component (GO): cytoplasm; mitochondrion
Molecular function (GO): ATP binding; phenylalanine-tRNA ligase activity; tRNA binding
Source: RefSeq, a predicted model, not a curated record